UGUUAGUGCAGGAUUGAACCGUCGUAAGGUUAUGUGGAUGAAUUGAGGGAUUUUUUGGCAAUGUAAAAUUUUUUUACAUCAAUCCAAGGCACCAUUCAGUAUGAGCAUAGUCAGACGCACGUCAACCAUGAGUGGGUUUAGAGUAGAACACGCAGUGAAACGUUACUUGACGUGUUGGCCAUUCCAAGACACAAGACACCUGCUAAUCAUUCUCAUCGUGGCCACCUUGACACUCCUGCCAUGUGGCGCUGCCGACGAGUGCCAGAACGAGGUGGACGUCUCGGCCGCCAGGUGGCGGGUCACGCCGCUCGACGGUUCGGCGGCGGGUAACUACACGAAGCUGAACGGGGCGUCGGACCUCGCGCGAUGUCGUGACGCGUGCUGCGUGCUCCCUGCAUGCAACGUCAUCUUGCUAUACAACGAAGACUGCUACCUGAUCGCGUGCGCGUCGGAUGCGGGGUGCGAGCAGAUGCCGCGCGACGACGACAGGUUUGAGCGCUCUGCGAUGCUCGCCGUUCGUCCUGUGGGCAAGCAAUCUGCGACGGGGAGAUACGGCGGGAGGGAUUCGCCGGUCACCGCCGAUGACGACGACGACGACUAUGAGGAUGUCGACCUCGGGCCGCACGACGACUGCGACCCAGGGGCGCCAGCGAGCUGUCCGCGCGGCGAGGUGUGCCGGCGACGCCUCGUCGGAUACUACGUGUGCGAGUGCCCCGCGGGGACCGUGCGUGAAUUUACGAGCCGCGAGUGUGUCGAUAAGCUUGGCAUGGGAGCUGAUGUCCAGGCGAAGAACGAUGACACGCAGCCUCACACAGAAUUGUGGAAGCCAGUUGUUUGCUUGUUCGGUAUUGACGCAUGCAUGCCGCACGAGAGUUGUGUGACGAAUCGUCGGGCGCGGAAUGGCGUCUGCCAGUGUGACGACGGAUUCGUGCGAGAAGAUUCGACCGGAGACUGCUUAGCCCCGCGUACCAACAAGCCACCGGUGGCCGUCAUCACGCCCAAGAAACAGACGGUGAAGCUACCGACGAGUGAAACCAUACUGGACGGAUCCCACAUGCAGCUGCGCCUAUACAGAUUUAAGCUAGUCGUGACGUAUAGCCUGUCAUUUAUAACCACAUCUAAAUGGUUUGAUCUUCGCGCACGUUUGCGGCGCGAACAGAAAGCACGGACGAUGACGCCGUCGUAG
This is a messenger RNA of Priapulus caudatus, 1186 nucleotides long. RefSeq lists its product as uncharacterized. The transcript has 7 exons. Gene Ontology annotation, cellular component: cytoplasmic vesicle; plasma membrane. The record is from RefSeq and is a predicted model, not a curated record. The coding region runs from base 101 to 1186 and encodes 361 amino acids. Lineage: Eukaryota; Metazoa; Priapulida; Priapulimorpha; Priapulimorphida; Priapulidae.